AAAAAAGCAUCACCACAACUAAAUCUCCUCCAUUCCGCAAAGUGAACCAAGCCAGCUUCAAUUCAUACACAAGAGCACCAUUCGUGUUUUCCUCUGCAUAGCAAAGAAGCAUCCAUGGCUGCCAACAAGUUUGCAACCAUGCUACACAAAAACUGCCCCAAAAUCAUAGUGAUUCUAGUGUAUGCAUUUCUUGAAUGGAUCCUAAUACUCCUCCUCCUCCUCAACUCCCUCUUCUCACAUCUCAUUGCAAAGUUUGUCGAAUUCGCUGGCCUUAAACCAUCCUGCCCAUGGUGCUCCACACUAGAUCACCAUUUUGAUCAUGUGUGUGAGGCACAUGGCACAGAGAUAGGCAAGAUGACCUUCUGCGCCGCUCACAACAAGUUGGCCACCGACUCCCACAGUUUGUGCAUCCGUUGCUCUUCUUCUACUGGAGCCACGAACGAUGUUUCAUCCACGGUUGCCUUCUUCACAUGGAGGAGCGAGAACGCAGGAGGCGAGGAGGCGAGAUGUUCGUGCUGUGAUGAUCAAAUCUUGACCACACAUCAAUCUAUUCCCUUCAAGCCUACUUGGGAUCUUCUCCUUGAAUAUGUGCAUAAGCAUAAGCUAGGGUAUGAAGUGAAAAAGGAGACUGAAUUUCGAGAAAAUGGUGGAGAUGAUGGUGAGGGAUUUGAUCAGAAGAAGAUUGAAGAUGGCAAAAAGGCUGAGGAUUUAAAUGUUGAGGUUGAAGAAUGGGACUCUAGCCACACAGUUGAUGAGCCCUUCAGCCAAGGGCGAAACGAGGACGAGGAAUCCGAGUACAUAGAAGACAUGCUUUUGCAGAAUGCAGAGUUAAUGGAUUCAGAUAGAUUCAUCUGCAUAGAGCUCAUUGAUACAGAUACUGAUGCAGCUGCAGCUCCCACACCCACAAAUAGCUCUGAAGAUGUUGAAGACAAUGACACAAAGAUUGAUGGAGAAGCACUUGCACAUGAAAUUGGCCUAAUUGAAUCGAACAAUAUAGAGGAAUUGAACAGAAACGAGAGCCACACGAUCGAGGCACUAUACGCAGAGCUAGAGGAAGAAAGAGAAGCUGCAGCAGAGGCAGCCAGGGAAAGCAUGGCUAUGAUAACGAAGCUCCAAGAAGAGAAGGCGGCAAUGCAGAUGGAAGCAGUGCAGUACCAGAGGAUGAUGGAGGAGCAAGCCGAAUACGACCAAGAAGCGCUCCAGCUCCUCAACGACCUCAUCACUAAACGAGACAAGGAGAAUAGGCAGCUCCACGAGGAGCUCCAGAUGUACAAGCUCACGCCCACGACAUCUCCAUACAAAACUAGGAUGACUCAUUCAGUUGAUUCGGAACACGAAAUUGGAGAUGUAUCACUAGCUGAAUUCGACGAGGAAAGGGCGUCCAUCCUCGAACAAGUCAAGGUUUUGUGUGAUGAUGGUGAUCAACCUAUGGCGAAGAAACUACUCCCACUUUUCGAUGGAGCAGAAGAUGAUCAAGAGGAGAUGGUUUUGAUGGAGGAAGAAGUAGAGCAUGUAUAUGAGAGGCUGCAAGCUCUUGAAGCAGAUAGUGAUUUUCUGAAACACUGCAUCCGGUCGAUGAGCAAAGGUAAUGAAGGGAUGGCUCUGCUCCAAGAGAUUAUGCAGCAUCUUCGUGAUCUCAAAUCCGUACAGACAAACCUUCUCUAGGAUAGAAUGUGAUGUGUAUGUAUAUAUAGUAUUACAUGAUGAAUUGAGAGGGAAGUGGUCAUCCUGGUAAUUUUUGAAUUUGUGUUUAUUACUCAAGAUUUUUGAAGUUUUUAUUCAUGAUAUGAAACAAAAUCAUUAUCAUAGGUUGCAAUUA
Messenger RNA from Salvia hispanica, 1819 nucleotides. Its product is annotated as myosin-binding protein 3. Gene Ontology annotation, molecular function: myosin binding. NCBI's taxonomy places the organism in Eukaryota, Viridiplantae, Streptophyta, Magnoliopsida, Lamiales, Lamiaceae. The record is from RefSeq and is a predicted model, not a curated record.